AUGUACUAUGUUGGUAUAGACACAGACAGAAAGUUCAACUUACCCGGGUUUUGGCCUGACCCAGCUACUUUGAAUCAGAUUCCUAAGGAACCUCAUGAAAUCCAGGCUGAAGUUGCGCGGAUCAGAAGAGCUAGGGCCGAGAAGAGGGCGAGAUUGGAGCAAAAAGCCAAGGAGUUGGGAAUCAGUGAGGAGGAUGAAUAA
Clavispora lusitaniae ATCC 42720 is the source of this 201-nucleotide messenger RNA. RefSeq names its product Pet100p (gene PET100). Gene Ontology annotation, biological process: mitochondrial respiratory chain complex IV assembly. Gene Ontology annotation, cellular component: mitochondrial inner membrane; mitochondrion. Lineage: Eukaryota; Fungi; Ascomycota; Pichiomycetes; Serinales; Metschnikowiaceae. The record is from RefSeq and is a predicted model, not a curated record.